Messenger RNA from Notechis scutatus (mainland tiger snake), 3925 nucleotides. Lineage: Eukaryota; Metazoa; Chordata; Lepidosauria; Squamata; Elapidae. The record is from RefSeq and is a predicted model, not a curated record.
GACCCAGACGGCGUUUCCGCUUCCGCUCUUGGUCGAGUUGUCCCUUCUGUCACCAUCAGCUGCACAAUUGGAUCAUGAGCCCCUUGAGGGAACAGAACUGACUGAAUGGAAGAUCUCUGCCAUUCCUUACUGGGGGCCAUUUGAGUUGAGGGGGGGAGGGAAGCGCUUUGGGUUUCUGAACGCCGGGCGGGCAUCCUAGCUGGAAGAAGAUGUUUGCCAAACUGAAAAAGAAGAUCGCCGAUGAGGCUGCAACUGCCCCACGGCCUGGAGGGCUGGCCAGGAUGCCCAGAUCGGUCAGCAAAGAAUCCGUCACGUCAGCAGGAGCAGAGUCGGGGGACGAUUUUCCAUCUGAUGGAAGCAGUUCCAGAGAAGACCUGUCAUCCCAACUGUACCGAAGAAAUGAACAAAUACGGAAACUAGAAGUUAAGCUAUCCGAUUACGCUGAACAGGUCCGAAACCUGCAGAAGAUCAAGGAGAAGCUUGAAAACGCGUUAGAGACACAUCAAGAUUCCUUUGUGAAGAAACUCCAAGAGCAGAACGAAACACACCAGGCCAGCCUAGGCAAGAUGACGGAAGAGAUGCACCUGGCAUCGGAGAAGAAAGACCAGGAGUGGCGGGAAAAACUAUCCCAUCUGGAAAAGGAGAGGAGGCUCCUUUCAUCCCAGUUGCAAGAAAUGAGAGAGCAGAGUUUGAAUCUGUUCCAGAAGAGGGAUGAGAUGGAUGAGCUGGAAGGCUUCCAACAACAGGAGCUGGCCAAAAUCAAGCACAUGCUUCUGAAAAAGGAGGAGUCCUUGGCCCAGAUGGAGGGAGAGCUGAGAUCUUCCACCCAGGAGCUGCUACAAACACGAGACGAGCUGCAAGCCGCUCAGGACUCGUCCUCACGCUUGGCCAGAGAGGUCCAGGAGUUGCAACAACAGCGGGGAGACCUUACAACGGAAAGGGAUGAGCUCAAAGAUGCCAGAGAGAGCAUCGAAAACAAGAUCAGCAGCCUGGAAGAACGGAGCCAAGAGCUGCAAUCCUACGUCCAACACGUGUCGGUAGAUCUGCAGAAGGCUCAGCUGGCUGCCUCUAGUGCGGAGGAGAACCUGGACGUGCUGCAGGAAGAACACCAAUCCCUGAAGGUGGAAUUUCAAGAGCAAAGGCAAAAGAUGGCUGUCCAAGUGGAGGAGAAGACGCAGCUGGUGGACCAACUGCAGGAGAAGGUGGCCGUCUUGGAGAAGCGAUUGGAAGGCAGCCUCUCGGGGGAUGAACAUUUCCAGGAGCUGUUCAGGGAGAAAAGUGCUCUAGAGCAGAGCCUGGAAGACACUCGACAAGAGCUCCUGGCAGCCCAAACUGGUCACAAGGAGACCCUAAAUCUCCUCGAAACUCAGAUUGACCAGCUGAAGUGCAGGUUGGCCACGGAAGAAGCCGGCCGGAGGGAGGAGGAAGAAUCCCACCGGAGCCUCCAGGCGAGCAGGUCGCAGCAGCUGCAGGAUUUGGAACAAGCCCUUCGGCUCGCCCAGGAGGCCCUGACCCGGAGCCAAGACGGGCUCAGGGAGAAAGAGUUGCAGAUCCAGAAGCUGCAAGUGGAUCUGGAGUCGGAGCGGGUCCGGUCCCAGGAAGGCCUCUCUUCCAUGCAGUCUCAGUGGGGAACGAUCUGCCUUCUGACCCCAGAAUUCUUCCUCGCUUGGCAGGCACAACUAAGCAGCAGCACCGAAGCCUUGGAGGAGGCCCAGAAACAGGGCAAGGCGCUGCAGCAACAGCUGGCAGAUCUGACCUCGUUGUUACAGGAAAAGGAGCAACAGAUUGCAGCCAAAACAGAGAAUUUCCUGAAAUGGGAGGAAGAGGCAAAAUCGUUAAGGCAAGGUCAUGACCUGCUUUUGCUGCAGACGCAUCAGCUGCAAUCCAGCCUCGAGACGUGCCAGGGCCAGGCGGCGGAGAAGGAGGCCGCCUUGCAGAAGCAGCUGUGGGCUCUCCAGGCGCAGCUCCAGGAACAGCAAGAAUGCCUGCUAGCCAGGGAGAAGCAAGCUGCGGUGUUAGAAUUAGCCUCUAUGGCUUUGGAAGACCAGCUACACCUUUCGGAAGAUGGAGAGCCGGAAGCCAACGGAGAACUGCUUUCCUCAGAUGCAGUCCAACUCCAGAAGGAGAACCAAGACCUGGAACAGCAGAUAGUGGAAAAAAACAAGAUGAUAAAGCAGCUACAGCAGAGAAUGGCAGAGCUGAAAAAAACGUUGCAGAAAGAGCUUAAAAUUAGACCUGAUGGGGAACUCCCUGAAGUGCCCACGGCGGGUUUGACUGUAACAAACAACUCGGAUCUGAGCGACUCCCGAGAGAUCAACUUCGAGUAUUUGAAGCACGUGGUGCUAAAAUUUAUGUCCUGCCGGGAAUCAGAGGCACUUCAUCUGAUCAAGGCUUUGUCCGUGUUGCUCAACUUCUCCCCAGAGGAAGAAAACAUGGUCAAGGAAACCUUGGAGUACAAGAUGUCCUGGUUCGGUUCCAAGCCGCUUCCCAGGGGCAGCGUCCGGCCUUCCGUCUCCAACCCAAAGAUGAUGUGGUCCUGAAGACGGUUCUGGCUCCCGAUUUGUUGGGUUUGGUGGGAGGGGGGUGGUGGUAUUGGUGGUGGUUCUUUCCCCUAUGAAAAGAUGCACCCGACUACGGUGGUUUUUUUGAUGGCGGUGACGUCACGCCACGAACUUGGGGAGGUAGAGGAAGAAGUUUACACAAAGCUGACCUGUGAAAGGAGGGCCUCUCUCCCCCCCAUUGCUUUUGUGGGACGAGUUUUACUACAGGCAGGAUCUUAAAGGUGCCUUUUGGGGUUUUUGCAAGCCACCAACCUCUCCAGCGACGUACAGCAGGGAUAGAGAAAGUCUUUCCCAUUUUCUUUCUGGUGGCAUUGCAGUCCUUAGGGAGGAUGGAGAAGCAAUUCUGCCCACCACGCUCAACUUAUCAACACUACACACUCCGGGAAAAGGUUACUAACAGUUGAGGCUGCCAAGGGUUUGGAGGAGGGAAGGAGUUCUAAAGUUUUAUUUUAUUUUUCUCUCUCUCUUCUUCUUCUUCUUCAAAGAAAAACGGUUUUUAAGCAGGCCUUUGUGGCACUCUAGCUUUUUUUAAACUAAUAAACGGAUGUAUCAGUGGCCAGGUGGGGAAGGAAACGGAAAUUGGAUGGGCGUGGCAGCCGAAAAACCACCCAACUCCCCCCUCGACAGCCAUCCCAGCGAUGAGUGGCAGAGCCAGGCUAAUUGCAGCCACGCUCUUCCUUAGCCGCAAGGAAGCGUGGACAUUCAUAAAACCCAUGUGGCUGCUUUAUUUUUUUUUAAUUUUCUUUUUUCCAAUGGGUCCAUUCAUACCCUGGAGCGCCCAAAGCCGGUUCGAACUUAAAAGCAGCCGUGUUUUUCCCCCCAACCCACUUAAAACCACCCUACUUUUGAGCAAAUAAAACUGCAGUGUUUUUAACUAUUUAGAGACCGGCUGAUAAGGUUGCAGUGGGCCUUUCUUUGGGGGGGGAAAAAGGACAUUUUGGCAGUCCCGCACCACUGUUUUCCUGCGCAUUGCUAUGUAGCUAGUCUCUCUUUUUUUUUUCCCACCGGCUUUUGGAAACGGCUGGCCAGAGAUUCCCUUUGAGGCCAGGGGUCUUCAGGUAAACCCUCUAAAAGAAAAGCUGGCCGCCUUCACCCGCCUUCCUUUUGAGCGGUGAAGCGGGCCGAGCAAGGCGGCGACGGGUUGUAGCAAACGAAUGCACUUUUCCUUCCUUGUACAGAGAGACCCUAAACUGACCCCGGGGGUUGGGGGUCUACAGGAAAAGCCCUUAGGUGGCUUCUUUGGGGAGGCCACUCAAUUCUGUGUACAUAAUGGAUGGACUCUUUUAACGAUGGAUGCGCGAUGGCUUAAGUGAGACCUCAUUCGUGGUGCAAUACAGGUUUUCUUUUUUUUGGAUUAUUAACCC